GUGAUCGGAGGAGCUAUCCAGAUGAGCGCCCUCCACCACCCACAUCACUGCCCCCUUCUACUCCUGUUGCGCCCCCUCGUGUGGAGAAGAAACCAGAGACAAAGAAUGCUGAAGACAUCCUCAAACCGCCAGGUCGAUCAACUCGGCCUGACAGGAUUGUGGUCAUCAUGCGUGGGUUACCUGGAAGUGGCAAAAGUCAUGUUGCAAAACUUAUUAGGGAUAAAGAGGUUGAGUGCGGUGGUGCGCCACCCAGAGUUCUUGGUCUAGAUGACUAUUUCAUGACUGAAGUGGAAAAAGUUGAGAAGGACCCUGAUUCUGGGAAGCGUGUCAAGACCAAGGCUCUUGAAUAUGAAUAUGAACCAGAAAUGGAAGAUACUUAUCGAAGCAGCAUGCUGAAGACAUUCAAGAAAACACUGGAUGAUGGAUUUUUUCCCUUCAUAAUCCUGGAUGCCAUCAAUGAUAAAGUGAAGUACUUUGACCAGUUCUGGAGUGCUGCUAAGACAAAAGGGUUUGAGGUGUACUUGGCUGAAAUCGCCACUGAUCACCAAACAUGUGCAAAGAGAAACAUACAUGGACGAACACUAAAGGAUAUUACAAAGCUGGCCAGUGGCUGGGAAUCUGCACCACCCCAUAUGCUACGACUAGAUAUCAGGUCUCUACUGCAGGACGCUGCGAUUGAAGAUGUGGAGAUGGAAGACUUCAACCCAUCUGAAGAAGAACCAAAAGCUGAAGUGAAACAGGAAGAUGAUGACGAGACUGAUCUGGUAGGACCUCUCUUUUCAUGCAUGCUGCUUUCAUCUAAUAAUUGAAAACUGUGAUUUUGUAGUUACUUUAAACAUGACCCCCAAAACAAGGUAAGUAUUCAAAGCAUGCAUCAAAGUCACAGGAUACUCUUUCUCAAUCCAAGUUGAUAAAAGUGAAACAAAUAAAAAAAAAUAUAUAUAUUUCUGUGACUGGGCUCUCCGGGGCUAUUUGUUAUAAUUGCAAUCCAUAUUCUUAUUAUGGAUUAUUAAAUGCUUUCACAAUCAAAUAUAUUGGCAACAGCAAAC
Sinocyclocheilus grahami is the source of this 1049-nucleotide messenger RNA. RefSeq names its product YLP motif-containing protein 1-like. The annotation marks the transcript as partial. The record is from RefSeq and is a predicted model, not a curated record. Gene Ontology annotation, biological process: regulation of telomere maintenance. Lineage: Eukaryota; Metazoa; Chordata; Actinopteri; Cypriniformes; Cyprinidae. Gene Ontology annotation, cellular component: nucleus. The transcript is spliced from 7 exons.